AUGGAUUACGCUUCAGUGUUGUCCAGUCCCACCUAUCUGUUGGGAACCAUAGCUCUCAUUCUGGUUCUGUGGUUGAUAAACAACAGCCUCAGAGCUGGGGAUUUGAGGAAAGAGCCUCCAGGACCCAGGCCAUGGCCCCUGCUUGGCAACCUGCCACAGCUUGAUCUGAAUAGACCACAUGUCUCUCUUCAUGAGAUGUCAAAGAAAUAUGGGAACAUCUUCACAAUCUACUUUGGACCCAACAAAGCUGUGGUCCUAGCCGGAUUUAAGACGGUCAAAGAUGCCCUGGUUGGGUUUCCGGAAGAAUUUGGUGACAGAGAUUGCCCUCCAAUCUUUCAGGACCUCACUCAGGGUCACGGGAUUCUUUUUUCCAAUGGAGAAAUAUGGAGAGAGAUGAGAAGGUUUGCACUCACCACACUGAGGGACUUUGGAAUGGGCAAAAGACUGGCAGAGGAAAAAAUCACUGAAGAGUGUCACUAUCUGGUUGAAGAGUUUGAAAAGCAUAAAGGGAAACCUUUUGAUACAACACGGGCUGUCAACCAUGCCACAUCAAACAUCAUCUCAUCAAUUGUGUACGGAAGUAGGUUUCAAUAUACCGAUCUAAGAUUUAAAAACCUAGUGGCAAGAGCCAAUGAAAACAUUCGGCUUUCUGCUUCUGUACCAAUACAGCUAUACAAUAUGUUUCCCAGGCUGUUCUGUUGGGGAAAUAACCGAAAACAGAUGUUGUCCAAUGCAGACAAGACAAUUAGUGAUGUCCAUAAAUUAAUCACUAGUUUAAAUGCAACAUUAAACCCUGAGUCAUCUCGCGGUUUUAUCGAUUGCUUUCUGAUGCGCAAGAAAAAAGAUGAGGAUCUGCAGAAUCAGAAUACAUAUUUCCAUGAGAAAAAUCUGACCAUAUCUGUAACCAACCUGUUUGCUGCUGGCACAGACACUACUGCGGCAACACUCAGAUGGGGACUACUCUGUAUGAUCAAAUAUCCACACAUUCAGGAGCAAGUCCACCAAGAGCUAAAGAGAGAAGUUGGAUGUCGCAGAAUCAGCGUAGACGACCGGAAAAACCUACCAUUCACUAAUGCAGUCAUACAUGAGACUCUGAGGUUUUCCAACAUUUUGCCUCUGUCUCUUCCUCACAAAACUAGCAAAGAUUUUACCUUUCAUGGCUACUUCAUGAAAAAGGAUACGGUUGUAAUUCCACUCCUGGCUUCGGUGCUGUAUGAUGAGAAUGAAUGGGAAAGCCCUUACACUUUCAAUCCUUCUCAUUUCUUGAACGAAGAGGGUAAAUUCAUCAAGAAAGAUGCUUUUCUUCCCUUCUCUGCAGGUCGUCGAGCAUGUCUGGGAGAGGGACUGGCCAAGAUGGAGUUGUUCCUCAUCUUUGCGACCCUUCUUCAGCGCUUUCACUUCACUCCGGCUCCUGGAGUUAGAGAAGAGGACCUACUGUUGACUCCUUCUUUGGGCUUCACUCUUACCCCAUCACAACAUAAGCUGUGUGCAACUGUUCGCUCUUAA
Knipowitschia caucasica is the source of this 1506-nucleotide messenger RNA. The record is from the annotation of a GenBank genome assembly. Lineage: Eukaryota; Metazoa; Chordata; Actinopteri; Gobiiformes; Gobiidae.